AUGAAACCCAGGGGAAAUGACUGCCUUUUGUGUUCCCCACAACUAGCAAAUAGCUCAUUGCAUUUAAGUGAAGGAAGUGUGUUCUCUAGUGAAGAUCCGACAAAAACUUUAUCUAAUAAUGUAACCCCAUGGAUUGAAGAGAGUGUAAAUGGUAGUAUUGAGAAAGUGGAACUUUACAGCAGUUUACUGAAAAACAUUACUGAAACCAAAAGGUCACUGAAAUCAAAUGUGCAAAAGAGGGAUCUUCACCACAGAGAAUCUGAUUUAAGUUCAAGCAAAAGUGCACUAUCUUCUUGCACUGGUAGUGAAGAUGUGCUGAAUUCAAAUUCUUAUGAAAUUAUUAUGAAUGAUAUUGAAGAGGUGGAUCUGGAGACAGAUGACACAUUAGUUACCAUUACCAUAUCAGAAAACAAGGAAGAUGAGAGAAAUUUGCACGCUGAAUGCUCUGCUGCUGUGCAAAUUACCAACAACACAUUUUGUGAAUAUCCCAUAAAUUUGAAAGACUGCUUCCAACAAUGUUUGAAGUUUAUUUCAGCAGGCUGUACAUGUCAACGUGGGAAUUGUGUUUCAUCACAAGAAAAUGAUUUUGAUCUAAGUAAGACAGCUGACUGUUCUGCCUGUUGCUUGGAGGUAAAUUGUUUUAUGUGCUCAAAUACUUUCUCCUCUUACUAUAAGUUAAGAGAUCAUUUGAUUAAGGAUCACAGUUUAAAAAUCAAUGCUAAUAUGUUAUCAGACCCAGGUUCAGAGUACUUACAUAUAAUAGUCAAGCACUUGAAGGUUUUAAAUUGCAAUUGUGCUCAUUAUGAGUGUAAAAAAUGCAAAGAAACAUUCCAGCAACGUCUUGUACUCUUACAUCACAUACUGUCACACCACCCACAGUUUUACUCCACUUUUUCAUUCUUUCCAUUUCAUUCCGUUGCAUGCUAUACCAUUAGCUGCCCUCAGUGUGCAAUAUUAGAGAAAUUGUGUACCAUUAACUAUCUUCUGUUCAUAAAGGUUUUACUUGAAAUUGAAAAUUGCCAAAAGGAUAAGUAUACAUUGUUGCUGGACUGGUGCCCCUCUGUUAAACCUGUAAGACAUAAUGUUGAAUGCCUCAGUGAAGAGCCACACAAGAAAGCUGAACUAUUAGACAGUAGUAGAGAUGGGAAGGUAGUCUGUUACUGUAUUAUACAGCAAACUCAUUCAGGUAAAAUAGUACCUAGAGUGAAAAAAAUGAAGCACUCAGUGUCUGAGUGCAUCUGUCCUUUGCUAAAGUGUCCUACAUGUCCCAAAACCACUGCAACCUUUGGAAGCCUUCGGAAGCAUAUCAGACUGAAUAAUCACAACAACUGGAACAUGAAAUUAUUGUGGAGAAAGUAUAAAAUUAUCAAAGAAAAUUGCUCUGCUUGUGGCAGAUUUCCCUAUUUAGAUUAUAUUUUGUGUCCGCAUUGCCCACACAUAUCUUUUGAAGAUGAAGAAGCAGCAGAGGCUCACAUGGAUUCACUACAUCGAGAAAAAGUCAACAAAUGCACAGGGUCUUCAUCACCACAUGAGGCGGCUCGGGCAUGAGACACCAGAAAACUUUGUUGCGCUUCCUGGAAUGAUUAAGAAGAAGGCAAAAGAUGCCAAAAAAUGUCCACGAUGCUCUUUAUUUAUGUCAUCCAAAACUUUGCAUGCUGGGAGUGAUGAAGAUGAGGGAGAGUGU
Cherax quadricarinatus is the source of this 1684-nucleotide messenger RNA. The record is from RefSeq and is a predicted model, not a curated record. NCBI's taxonomy places the organism in Eukaryota, Metazoa, Arthropoda, Malacostraca, Decapoda, Parastacidae.